CAAAGCCUUCCGAUCGCCGCCUGCCGGGGCGAGAUUCUCGCCCAUAUUGACCUACACCCGGUUUGCUGCAUCAUUGGCGCCACGGGCAGCGGAAAGUCCACACAACUCCCACAGUACCUUUUCGAAGAAGCGGCGGACAGGAAUUUUUACGACCUGAUGGACAAGAAUUUGAAUUCCGCGCGAGGUGCCCACGAUAAUCUCACAUCUUCAAGCAACAGCGGCCCUGCUGUUGAAUCCGAAAACAGUACCAAGAGUCGCUUUGUCAACAAGAACACGCUGCGUACUAGUCGUGCAAAAAAUUAUGCGAAGUCGACCAAGCUCACAAGCGAGCAGUUGUGUGUUUUACUUGUCCAACCCAGGCGCGAUGGAACUCGGCAAGUGGCAGACCAAGUGCGAAAACAGCUCUUGCGGAAGGCGAAAAGAGCAGCCAGAAGAGGAGACAAUGGCGUAGCUGCUACUGCUGGUACAAGUGCAGGUCCAAGGUUGAUAUCUCUUGAAGAUCCACCGGCUCUGCCUCACAGGAGCAGGACGAGGGUAAACCUAAAAAUCUCCCCAGUCACGGUGGCACACCGCGUCGGAAACGACAGUUCGGUGGUGAGUCGAAAAUGGACUAACCUGCUUUUCACCACCUUCGGCUUCUUCUGGGAGGAGCUGCACCAGGUGCUCCUGUGCAACGUGCGGGAGCCGCGGCGAGAGGAUACCUCCGUAACACACUCGCACAGUGAAGGCUCCGGUGAUGAAGACAAUGCACCUCCACCUGUAUCUGUAAGGAGCUUCCUACAAGGAGAGGACGGUGCGUGUGGCUUUUCUGGCGGGAAAAGCACGCACACGCAGCAGUGCCAGUUACAGUAUGAGCAAGUUGAGAACGAAAAUAUCGUUCAUGAAAAGAAAAUCCUUCCUUACACGCACAUCAUUCUCGACGAGAUGCACGAGUCCAGCCCCGAGGCGAGUGCCGUUCUGUGGGCGUUGAAGCAACUGAUGCCAAGACUGGUGAAAAGUGGCAUCAAAGUCAUCCUCAUGUCGGCGACGAUCGAGCCAAAC
Molecule: messenger RNA, 1041 nt
Organism: Amoebophrya sp. A120
Lineage: Eukaryota; Dinophyceae; Syndiniales; Amoebophryaceae
Source: the annotation of a GenBank genome assembly